AUGCCCACCCUCCCACUCGCCCUGAAGUCCCUCUCACUUCGCAAACUACGGCGAACCAACGCCAUUAAAGUCUUCCUCACCAGCGCACUCCUCUGGUUAAUUGCGUACACCUUCUGUCGACUUCGAUUCUGGCGAGACCCUCAUUCGGCCUUCUUCAAUGACCGCUAUGUCUACGAAUGGAGAUACAGUCUCUACCGGGAACGCGAGGGCCGGCGCCUGAUCACCAACCACAACACCCUUGCAGAGAACUCCUCCUCCUACACGGGAGCAGGGUCGAACCCGCUGAUCUGCGCAGCUUUUCUGACCGUGAGGCGCGAGGAGGAGAAUUACCUCGAAGCCUCGGUGGGGUCUCUGCUCGAGGGAUUGACUCCGCUGGAGCGCCGUGCUCUCUUCCUCAACGUCAUCUUCGUGGACACAGAUCCCAGCCAGCAUCCGAGCUGGGGACAGAACUGGGUGCAUCGAUUAGCGGAUCACGUUGGAUCAUACCAGAACAUCUCCAUGGAUCAGUUCCAUCACCUGCAGGACUUGGAAAAGGCGCGGAACUUCUAUGAAAAGGGAGCCUGCAUGGCCACUAACGCAACCUACCUCGCGAUGUUCGAAGACGACAGCAUCGUCGCCGACGGCUGGACGGCCAAGACGCUUGAGGGUGUGUCCGACAUCGCUCGCAUCCAGACGCCCAAACACGUCGAUAACAACCACCCCUGGGUCUAUCUCCGGCUCUUCUUCACGGAGACCGCGCUGAGUUGGACCUCUGCGGACUUUGCCUACCGCAACAUGGGCUGGAUCUUCAUCGGGGCAUCGUUGUCACUGCUCGCCGCGCUCAUGGCCGUCCGCCGCGCCUAUUCGUCCAGUCACGCCUACCUCGAUUAUCCUCCGAUGCCCCUGAGCGGCGUGGUGGAGAUGAACGCCCACGGCUGCUGUACCCAGGGGUUGGUGUUCCCUCGCGACCAGGUCGACGCGUUGAUCGCCCAUCUGACCGAGGUGAAGGCCGGGCAGACGGACUCGAUCAUCGAAGAGUAUGCAGAUGCAAAGAGUCUGACCCGGUAUGCUCUCGCGCCGCAGCAGCUGCAGCAUGUCGGGCUGAAGUCGAGUCGGGAUAACCUCGAGAUCAAUACGCGGAGCACGUGGGCGUUCCGGUUUGAGGAGAACAAGCCUGCGGAUUUGAGAAAAGAGCACGAGGAUCUGUUACGGGAUGUCGAUAUUGCACGGCUCUUGGAUGGACAUAGCUGAUGGGCAUUUCUGGUGCUGUGGGGGAG
This is a messenger RNA of Aspergillus japonicus CBS 114.51, 1256 nucleotides long. RefSeq lists its product as uncharacterized. Gene Ontology annotation, biological process: GPI anchor biosynthetic process. Lineage: Eukaryota; Fungi; Ascomycota; Eurotiomycetes; Eurotiales; Aspergillaceae. The coding region runs from base 1 to 1230 and encodes 409 amino acids. Gene Ontology annotation, cellular component: Golgi membrane. Gene Ontology annotation, molecular function: glycosyltransferase activity. The transcript is spliced from 3 exons. The record is from RefSeq and is a predicted model, not a curated record.